UACGCGGAUUUCCAGCAGUCAGCCAUCAUGGCAGUUCUGUGGCUCGCAGUCGCUGAUUAGGCCGAUGCACCUCACGCAUUUUCUUAAUUUUUGCCCAGUUUUUACUUGCACUCGAUGAGAGUGUUUGGUUAAAAUGGCACCUAUGCCACCAACUAUACAAAGUGGGGAGAAGAGAAGUGAUCGAGACAGGAAAUCAAGGGGAACUGUUCCAGGAAAGUCGGAUUUGGUAUGCCGCAUCAAGUACAGCAACAACCUCCCAGACAUACCCUUUGACCCCAAGUUCAUCACCUACCCCUUUGAGGCCAACCGGUUUGUGAAGUACAACGCCACCUCGCUCGAGCGCAACUACAAACAUGAGCUGCUGGCCGAACACGACCUGGGGGUCACCAUCGAUCUUAUCAACCCAGACACUUACAGGAUAGAUAGCAGUGCUUAUCUGGACCCAGCCGAUGAGAAACUACUCGAAGAGGAAAUUGCAACGCCAGGAGACUCCAAAAGAUCGCGGCAGCACACCAAGGCCGUGUCUUGGCUGAGGAAGACAGAAUACAUCUCCAGCGAAUACAACAGAUCCCAGUACAGCAGAGACAAAGUAGAAACAAAGGUAGCCUAUCAUCUGAAGAAGCAGUUCAACGAAGAGAAUUUAUACAAGGACCAAGCAAGUCAGAUUGCGGCGAUAGAGAAGACAUUUGAAGAUGCCAAAGUACCAAUUGAGCAGCACUACAGUAAGCCACAUGUCAAGCCAGUAGAGAUCCUCCCUGUGUUCCCAGAUUUUGAUAUGUGGAUCCAUCCUUGUGCCCAAGUCAUCUUUGAUUCUGACCCGGCUGUCCGAGGCAAAUCAGUGAAUGCACAAGUCGAGGAGAUGUCACAGGCUAUGAUCAGAGGCAUGGUGGACGAGGCAGGGGAGCAGUUUGUCGGCUAUUUCCUGCCCACCGAAGAGACGACGCGGAAGAGAAAGCGGGAUUUCGUGGAUGAGGUGAACUACGUCGACGACGAAGAAUACGAGUAUAAGCUGGCCCGGGAGUAUAACUGGAGUGUGAAGAACAAAGCCAGUCGAGGCUACGAGGAAAACUACUUCAUUGUCUUCAGGAACGGCAAAGGUGUCUACUAUAAUGAACUGGAGACCAGGGUCAGACUCAAUAAGAGAAGAGCCAAGGACAAGGAAGGCCCAUCAACCAAUUCCAUCCUGGUGGUCAAGCACAGAGAGCUAGCAGACCCGGAAGUGGCUCUGCAGGAGAACAGGUUAUCCCAGCUUGAUAAUGUCAUACACGAAGAGGAGGAGGAAGAAGAACCAGAACAAGAAAUGGAGGCGGCUGAAGAUGGAGAGGAGAGGGGAGAAAAUGAGGAUGAGAUGGAGACACAGGAGGAAGAGGCUGGAUUAGAAGGUGAAGAAGACGAAAAUGAGGAGAGAGAGGAAAGUGGUGAUGAGGCUCCAUCACAAGAAUCAGAUGCAGAGAACGUGGCCAGUGGCAGCGAGAAGGCAGAAAGCGAGGCCGAACAAGAAGCCAGCGAAGCCGAAGAGGUCCAAGAGAGAGAAGACGCAGAAGAAGAAGAAGAAGGGGAAGAGGUGCAGGAGGAUGAGGUGGAGGAGGAAGCCAAGAGCGGUAGCGAGAGAGAAGACGAAGCCGAAGAAGCAGGAGAAGCGGAGGAAGCUGCGGCUGGAAGCGGCGACGAAGACGUGGAGGAUCGAGAGGUUGAAGAGGAAGAAGAGGAAGAGGAGGAGGACGAGCAGCGAGGCGUGGAGAGAGACGAGGAGGAGAUCUUUGGCAGCGCUAGCGAUGCGGAGUCGGGCCAGGCAUCAAGCGGGGAGGGGGACAGCGAUUGAUGGACUAGGGUGUAUGGAUACCGUUCUUUUCACCAUAGGAUCUGUAUUACAAUGGACUCUGUGUACAAGUAUCUCCUCAAUAGUUACAGAGAAAGUCAGGGGGGGGGGAGACUGAGAUGAUGAGACUGAUGCUCACUUGAAGACGCUAUGGGUUCUUGCAAUUUUAGAAUGAAACUAGCAAUGGGGAAACGCAGUGUGCACUGGAGCUCUCAUGAUGAACAUGCACCAUCAACUGUUCACCGUCUGCCAGGUCAUGCUACGAUAAGCAUCACAAUACAAAGUUAUGGCAGUUUGAUGACAUCUGCAUUCACUGUACUCCUUCAUAAAUUGUGGAUUGGGUUUCAUUUUUUUAAUGUUUGCUAAUCUGUGAACUUACUACACUUGCUGGUUUGUUCUCAACUGUCAUUUUGGAGAAACAUUUUUAAAAUAGCAUUUGUUCCUAAUAUUUGGUCAGUGUAAAACUUAUCGAAUACCAGAAACUUAAAUGCCAAAAACAGUCUUAUAUUUGACAGAGAAAUUCAUAAAAGCUCAAGUACCCUGAGUUAGUGCUUGCAGUAUCAUGUUGUGCCACAAGAAUGUACAAAAAAAUGUAGGCCUUUUCAGCCAUGGUAUUCACACAUACACACUGUAGUAACAGUGUAUGUCAAGUGAGGAUCAAGCCAUAUAAUUUUUGUGUUGCCUAAAUGAAGUUUUGAGAGACUCUAACCAGUCCUUAAUUCUGUAUGACCGUAGAUCAUACAUGUGUGUAUGUUGAAGUUUCGGUUAAGUUUUUGCAAAAAGUGUAUAACUUCUACAUGCUUUCAUGGAUUUUGAUGAAACUUGGAUGCAGGGACCCUUGGGUGGGAAGACACAAUUUCUCCAUCAGAUUACUGAGGUCAAAGGUCAUGUAGGGGUCCUUAGAGGUCGUUGUUCAAAUAUGCUUCAAAUCUUUUUUGUCUACACAGAAUUUGAUGGAUUUUAUUGUCACUUGGAUGGAGUGAUCCUUGGGUGGGGGUUCAUCACAAGUCUUCCGAAAUUGGAGGUCAAAGGUCAUCUAGGGGUCAUUUGAGGUCGUUUAAAAAUGCACAAUUGUUCACUUGUUCACGAAAACACAAAACAGAUAGGGAUCGACUGCAGAAAAAGGUGACACAUGCGAUCCGCGGAUCACUUGUUCACCCUAUCUUGGGAAACCUUCAGAAUUCUGCAAAAUUGUUGUACCAAUGUAGAUACCAAAGAAUUGAAACUAUAAAAUAUAAAAAACAUAUAAAAUUGCAUGGACAACAAGCUUUUACAGUUUCUAUUUAAUUUUUUUCAAAGCCGAAAAAGAAAUUGACUUGUGCGGGGUUUGAACCGCCAACAUAGUGCUGGACAGCGCAGUUGGUACCGUAGGGCUACAGAACUGCAAUCCGGAGAUCAUAGGUUCAAACCCCGCUCCAGUUAAUUUCUUCGUUCAACUUUGAAAAAAAAAAAAUUAUAAUGCACCUACUGUAGUCAGUUUCCCUUUGAGGGGGUUUUAUGCGGUUUUUCCCAUCAACGGCCUACUAGAUAUUGCUUGGGUCUUCACUCAGUAGGUGUGCAGUAAUAUAACCAUUAAUGACACGGGUUUGGGGCGACGACUCGUUCCAUUAUUGACAUGUUAAUCCAGUGAUGAAUUAGAUAUGGCAUUGCUGAUGGACCCUAAGACAGCCGAAGGGUAGAAGCCGUCUUGCAGAUGAUGUGAUUUGGAUUUCAGUAGUCACGCUUUCAGUCCUUUUUUUAAUGAAAUAAAUUUGUACAGAGCACAUAUUGA
Molecule: messenger RNA, 3590 nt
Organism: Patiria miniata (bat star)
Lineage: Eukaryota; Metazoa; Echinodermata; Asteroidea; Valvatida; Asterinidae
Product: RNA polymerase II-associated factor 1 homolog
Exons: 14
Coding region: 134-1822 (562 amino acids)
Biological process (GO): transcription elongation by RNA polymerase II
Cellular component (GO): Cdc73/Paf1 complex
Molecular function (GO): chromatin binding; RNA polymerase II complex binding
Source: RefSeq, a predicted model, not a curated record